Messenger RNA from Mya arenaria, 4262 nucleotides. Its product is annotated as nuclear factor related to kappa-B-binding protein-like. The record is from RefSeq and is a predicted model, not a curated record. Lineage: Eukaryota; Metazoa; Mollusca; Bivalvia; Myida; Myidae. Gene Ontology annotation, cellular component: Ino80 complex. Gene Ontology annotation, molecular function: protease binding. Bases 183 to 4091 code for a protein of 1302 amino acids. The transcript is spliced from 29 exons.
GUCCGAAAUCCUGUUUAAUCCGAAAUUAACAUAAUCGCAAAAUGAAUUUGCUAUAACAUGUGAUCACUGCAUUGUGCCCAAAAACAGAUACAAAAGAAAUGCAUUUUCAUUGUUUUAAGCUCCUAACAAAAUGAACUUGUACUGAGUCUUAGCUUAUAAAGGACACUGUCACAGUGACAAAUAUGUCUGGAGAUAGCCGAUGGACUUCUGGGUUUGCUACGAAUGUUGGCAAAUUGGAGCGAUGUGUGUUGGGAAGCACUGAAGUACAGGUUCCGGAAUGCUUCCUUGAACAGCGACAUAUUUUCAACACUGUAAUGAGUCAAGAAACAUGGAACAAAGUUUUGACAGAAUCUCAGAGGCAGCAUUUAAUGACAUUUCUGCCAAAGUUUCCUGAAAAUGACAAUGAAGAGAAGAGAGACACGUUGAGAAAAUUAUUUAAUGGUGAAAACCUGAAAUUUGGCAACCCACUCCAAAAUUUUCAUAGGCAACUAAAAGAUGGGUCAUUUUCCCCGGACAUAUCAAAGUACACAGAAAUGAUUCGUAAGAUGAAGCAGAAGGAAUAUCGGGAGAAACAGAAGCGUUACUAUCACAACAUGCUGCGAGACAUCUUACUUUCAAGACAGCGUGUGUUUGAUCAGCUCACAGAGCUUGGACCAGAUGAACCAAUCAAGUUUGAGUAUGACCCACCCAAACAGAAGAACAGCCCGAUAAAACAUAGGGCUCAGAAAAAAUACAAAAGAUAUCUUGACGAGGUGAGACAGGAAUGUGGGCUCGAUGAAUCCUCCUCUGAUGAUGAGUUAGCAGGUAUGAGUCAGAAGAGUAAGAAGCAGCUGUUUAAGACGUUGAACCCUGUCCCCUCCCCUGAGCCAGUCACCCCAAGUGUUCAUUCAACUUACGCUGCCAAGACAGAGUACGCUAAUGGAGAUAUAGAUACCCCAGUGAGUUCACUGAAGCGUCCACGGCCGAUCUCCCCGGUGGACAUCUCCGAGGAAGGGUAUAGGGAGAUGCUGACAAAAUACAAGCGUAGGCAGCUCUAUGACGACUAUGAUGAUGAGGAUCACCCGGAGUAUAACACUCAGAAUAUCACACUGCAAGACGUGAUGGCUCGAUGUCAGGCCAGCAGAAAAGGGGGUCGGGAACCCAGCGAUGAUGACAUGAGCUUCACACUAAGCCAGCCCAAAGGCAAGGUCAAAAAGGAGCGCAAUGAUAAAACCCCACGCAAGAAAAUGGCCACAAAGAUCCGUGACAUGGAUCGUGACGCCUCGCGGACGGGAGAUGGUGACGAGGCUGAUGACGAGAGUAAGAACAUCAGUGUGGAUGGCACAGAGGAUGAAGCCAGCACCAUUGAUCACUCAUCCCUACCGCCCUCUGAGGACAGAGUUGAUGACCCCGUCAGGUGUUCUAGCUUCUUUGUGCUCAUCAAAAACAUCAUCCUCAACUCUCCUGAUAGCAGAAUCUCAACUCCAAAGUUGGAGAACCGUAUCCGGUCAUGGCUGGAUGCACCUAUGGUUGAUGACAAUGUCUGGCUCCAGGCUCGUGACGACUGGCUAGAAAUGGUUCCCUUGGCUCUGAAGUUUCUUGCUGGGGAAACUAUUGGUGUUCAAGUUGAGCAGUUCAUCCCAUUCCUUGAUUACAAGGAGCGGGCCCAGCAGUGGUGUUGGAUCGGGUAUGGUCGGGACGGGGAUGAGACACUAACUGUGCUGUGUGAACACUGGCUAAAACAGAGAGAGGAGUCUGCUGAAAUAAUAGUAGACUCCAGUCAGGGAUCACCACCUCCACCUAGAUGGAAAACAGGCUAUGUGGUAAAAGCUACCACUGAUGAAGAAAAAACAGAUUUUCAAAAACAGGAGAAGCUGCGAUUUGAGGAACCCCACAGGGCUUUCAUGUACGACAUGCAUGGCUAUAGGUCAGUUGUGGGGCCAGUGAAGGGAGUGUUUACAAAGAAAAGUGACGCUGCCAAGGCUCGUGAACAUGCCCUGUUGGUCAAUAACAGGCCUGCAUUUGUCACCAUUCUUACCCUUGUUCGUGAUGCAGUUGCCCGACUGCCUAAUGGGGAGGGUACUCGGGGAGACAUCUGUGAACUGUUGAAGGACUCCCAGUUCUUAGCUCCAGACAUCACAGAUGCUCAGAUUAAUGUGGUGGUGAGCGGGGCCCUGGACCGGCUCCACUCGGAGAAAGAUCCCUGUGUACGCUAUGACGUGAACAGGAAGGUCUGGAUUUACCUACACCGCAGUAGGUCAGAGGAGGAGUUUGAGAGACUUCACCAGGCCCAGGCAGCUGCUCAGAAGGCCAAAAAGUCCAUCUCCAGACCCAAGUCGACCAAAUCUGCUACUCCCAAAUUGCGUGACCUAACGAGCAGCCAGCCUAGUGCCACCUCUACUCCUAUGCCCCCAAGCCUGGGUCCCAGCAUGGAGGGCGUGACAAUGGAUGAAGGGGCAGCAGCACCGGGCUCUACCCAUCCAGUAGCCAUGCCCACACCUCAGACUCAGGUGGUACCCAGAGGUGGCGCACAGAAAGCUAGACAGGCAAGCAAGGUUUCCAAUGUGACCCAGUCAUUAACCCCUGCCCAGCUACAGUUGUUACAACAGGCAGCAGCUGCCCAGGCCGCUCUCAAAGCCCAGGCUGAGGCUGCACAGACAGCAAAGGCUACCGGCCCAGGAAAACCCAGAGGAUCACCAAAAUCUGACUUGACCUCCAAAUUUCAAGGACAGGUCAAGGUCCUGUCCCAGGUUCCCUCAGCUGUCACUGUUACCAAGGGAACCGUGCCCCCUAAUGUGACCCUCCAGGCCCCUCCCACCCUAGGGGGGCCCCAGGGUGUCUCGUUGGGUCAGGUUUUUACCUCAAUCCCUCAGAUGGUUGCCACAACAUCCAGCACCGGUUCCCCAGUAACAAUGAUUACAUCGGCACAGCCAGGAACCAAUCCACUUGUAGCCAAGCUCAUGCAGCAAAUGUCUGCUGGUGGUCAAAUGGUGUCUGUGAGCAGUCUGUUGGCAGCCCAGCGGUCUCUUCAACAGACUGGCCAACCACGACUUAACACUGCUAUCAAAAUACAGGGAGGCAAUGUGAUCCAGGGUAUGUCAGGGAAAUCUGUACAACUGGCAGGAAAGCCCCUAGCCCAGGCCAAAGGUCAACUGCUCCAGAUUGGGGGUGGCAAAGGCCAGCAGACCCUGGGGCUAAUACAGACUCCCCAGGGUACCAUCAACAUCAUCCCCCAGGCCGGAACCACAGGGGGCCUGGUCAACAUACCACAACCAAAGGGUAUUGGUGCUGAAGCCCUGAAGGUUGGUUCCCCAGUAACUGCUGUGCCCCAUGCUGGCCUUUCCCUGAACCCGGGCAUCAGCCAGGGUAAAACAGUGCCCCAGGUUUCAGGAGGCAUGGUCGUCACCCAGCUGGGCUCAGGGGGAAACUACACUGUCAAGACUACAGGUGGACAGGGGAAAGUUGUAACCACAUCCCAGGCAGGGCUUCUCCCUGGGCAUCUAAUACUUCAGCAGACACCCACUGGCCUUAAAACAUUUGAAAAACAACUCUCAAUGGAUAGCACUGGAUCAUACUCCAUUGUGUCAACACCUAACACCAGUCAAGCUGCUCCUUCAAGCCCAAGUAUUCAGAUGAUGCCAACAGUACUAUCCCAGAGGGCGGGGCUCAAGCCUGGGCAGGCUACAAUCCUCAUCUCCCAGCAGGCCCUGGGGCAGGGGGGCCAGGUCCUCUCCCCAGGGCACAUCCUACAAGCAGCUAGACCCCAGGGCAAGGCCCCCACCCCUGGCAAACAGCCUAUGUUUGCCCGUCUCAUCACACCCCAGGGUAACAUCAAACUUGCCAGUGGAGUCCAGGCUAUUCAAACUCAGGGCCAACUGAUACAAACAGUAGGAGCCUCUGGCCAGACUUUUUCAGUUCCUAGUGACUCAGCCUUAAGACAGACACUCAGUAAGCUGGUUUCAGUGGGUGGGGGAGGUGCACCUGCAAAUGUCAUCCUUACAACAGGGGGGACAACUGCCUCCACAAUUUCCUCAAGCCAGCAGAUUUUGGCUGCUGCAGCUGCUGGGAAGGCUGCUCUUAUCAAGGAGAUGGAAAAAGAAAAGAAGCAGUGAAUUUUCAUACAUGGACUUUGAUUGAAUUCAUUUGUAUAGCGUUUUGGAUAAUGAAUGAUAAACAUGAGAUAUUUUUUUAGGAAUUGUUCAUGUACAUUUCUAUGUUUUGUUACAAAAAUAUCAAAAAAUAAAAUACUAGGCCAUAUAAAUAUGUUGUUUAUAUUUCAUUGA